Spirometra erinaceieuropaei is the source of this 1311-nucleotide messenger RNA. NCBI's taxonomy places the organism in Eukaryota, Metazoa, Platyhelminthes, Cestoda, Diphyllobothriidea, Diphyllobothriidae. The record is from the annotation of a GenBank genome assembly.
AUGGAUCUUCGCGUCGACAUCGUCGAGACGAGGCUCUGCCUGGACCAUCGCAGGAGGCCACCAGGUAAGUUCCCCCUCAGGUAAGUGCAUUUGCUCCGUUUCUUCCUUUUGUCUGCUGAAGUUCCGUGUCGUAUGCUGCUCUUGCUGCCUGCCAUUUAUAUGCUAGACUGUCUGUUAAUAACUAGACGAAACCCUCGCUGCCUGCUGCGACUGUCUGUCAGUUUAUGCCUCUCUCUGCUAAUAGCUAGGUGUUACGGUGCUUGACACUUGAAUGGUACCCUCUUACUUCUGUCUCUGACUGAUGACUGUGUCUGUUUGCCCACUCUAGCUAGCUGUAAGUCCCAUAGCGUUAGGUUGUGUGUAUGCUCUCUCCUACUUCACUCCAUCACAUCACCACCACCACCAAGGUCCCAGGCUAAUUCGGGUCGUUCUCUCACUAACAAAAAGUCGUGGCCCAUAGUGGAGUCCGGCAGCCGUCUGGGAUAACCGGGCAGCCCUGUUCAGGGAUGCGCUGCCUGCCCCCGCGAGGGGGAGGGGGCUAGAAAAGGUGCCCUAAAGAUCGCUGGGAACCACGCUGUCUGUAGGCUGGCCGUGGCCGCAGACAAAAAACACACGGUCGAAACAGCCAAAAUCGAAACAACAACGACAACCACUCUCUUCCUCUUCCAGCCUAUUCUUCUUCUCCUGCUCCUACUUUUCGCCGCCGCAGUCGUCAGACUGGCAGGGUGAGCCCGCUCACUCUGGCAGCCUGGAAUGUUCGUUCCCUUUUAGACAAUCCGAGGAGCAACCGACCGGAACGGAGGACGGCGCUAGUGGCACGAGAACUGGCGCGCUACAAGGUGGACAUCGCCGCACUCAGCGAGACCCGAUUCUCUGAACAAGGCCAACUGGAGGAGGUGGGUGCCGGUUACACCUUCUUCUGGAGUGGUCGACCCAAGGCAGAGCGACGUGACGCGGGUGUCGCCUUUGCCAUCUGGACCGACAUCGUGGGACGACUGCCCUGUUUGCCGCAGGGAAUCAACGAUCGCCUGAUGAGUCUCCGUCUGCCCCUCCGGCGAGGAGGCAAAUUCGCCACCAUCAUCAGCGCCUACGCUCCGCCAAUGAGCAGCCCCGACGCCGCCGCAAGAGACAAAUUCUACGAGGACCUGCACGCCCUCUUGGCGACUGUGCCGAAGGCGGACAAGUUGAUUGUCCUUGGUGACUUCAACGCCCGCGUCGGCACAGACCAUACUCAUAGCCGAGGCGGUCCUUCAACGGCUGGAGUCGCUGGUUUUCCGACACCACAGACCGAAAUUCUGGGCUCGGUAUGUG